Molecule: messenger RNA, 1299 nt
Organism: Clavispora lusitaniae ATCC 42720
Lineage: Eukaryota; Fungi; Ascomycota; Pichiomycetes; Serinales; Metschnikowiaceae
Source: RefSeq, a predicted model, not a curated record
AUGUUUGCCAUUAACAGUUCGCCAUACAAUUUCACAAGUUUGUUCGAUACUUUGCAAAGCUUGCAACAGUUUCAGAACUAUCAAAUGCAAUUGCAGGCUCAGGAAACCAGACCUAAGAUUGUGAAAAAGGUCGAAACUGAGGAUGCAUAUCAGAUCCAAAUUUUCAAAAAGAGUGGAAACUUCAACUCCUAUGAGGUUAAAGUUUUGAGAAAUGCCUAUCCUUAUCACCACAACAAGAGCAACUUGGUCAAUCUUGUCAUUGAAUCUGAAGAAGAUGAAUUCAGAAAGGUGUUCCAGUUCAACUUGCAGGACAUUGAUGUCAAUGCCAUUGAUUGGGAGUACCAUGAAGCUCAAAACGUUUUGGUCUUGAAUGUUCCAAAAAAGGUUCAUUAUUGUUCUGAUGACUACCCUAACAGCUUCCUCGCAAGUCUACUCGGUGUCCCUCAACCAAUGAGAUGUGUGUCUUGUGGCUCUUUUCCAAUGAAGCAAGACUACUCCCUUGGAUCUCGCCAGUCUGAAGCCGAAGAAAGAGCGGAAGAGAGCGAGAGUGAGCGUAGAAAGCUCGAAAGAGAGAUCAGAAGACAAGAAGAUGCGGAGCUUGCCGCUUCCAGAAAAGCCGAAAGGGAAAGAAGAGCAGCUGAGCUUGCUAGAAUAGCUGAAGAAGAAGCAAAGAAAGCUGAACUUGCCAGACAGGAAGCUGCUAGAAAGGCUGAAGAAGCCAGAAAGAAGCAAGAGCAUGCCAGAAAGGUAGCUGAAGAAAGAGCUAGACGGGAAGCCUUAGUCAGACAGAGGAAACAGGAAGAAGAAAGAAGGAGACAACAAGAAGAGAGGAAGAAACGGGAGGAAGAAUAUAGGAAAAACUUCGCCCAGCAACAGGAAAUCAUUAAGCAGCUUUUCGGUGGAAAUGUCUUCCCAUUUGGUAAUUUUGUUGUGCCUCCAGAACCAAAACUGGAAGUUGAGCCUGAAAAGGUAGAGAACAACAAACCUGAAGGGUUCCAACAACUGGAUGGCUCAAAACCUGAAAUCCGUACGCAGAAAGAGGCCACAAAGGAAGAAUCAAACCUGGUGUCCAACAAGAAGGAAGUUAAUGAUCACAGCGAGGCCGAGCUUUCUGAAACCGAGUCCAUUAACUCCGAUGCCGAAGAAGAGGCUGCUUCUGCAUCAAACGCCUCCACUCCUUCUUCUAAGUCUUCCACUGAUGAUUCUGAUGCCAGCAUGAAAAAAUUACAUAAGCAUCCAUCUUUGGAGGAAGUUGAAGAUGAGGAGUUUGUGAUGUUCAGAAAGAAGUUCGGCCAAUGA